AUGAAUCAACUUGUUACAGAUAAAAAUGGUGGGAGAGUAAAGAAUGAGAAAGAAAGGAGGAAGGGUGGUCUGGUUUCGUACUUAGAAACAUCAUACGACGGUGGUCCCAUGAUCACGUUCAAUAGUUACGAAGUACGAGAUUUACUCCGUUGUACGGAUAGCGUAUGUGGGAGACUGGAUUUGAACUGGGGUGCAGUUAGAGUAGGGAGAAAGCUAGGUGUGUAA
Sphenostylis stenocarpa is the source of this 225-nucleotide messenger RNA. Lineage: Eukaryota; Viridiplantae; Streptophyta; Magnoliopsida; Fabales; Fabaceae. The record is from the annotation of a GenBank genome assembly.